AUGGCCUCCGAUCUCGCAUCCAUAACUUCCAGUGAAUACCAGAAACCAGGAUUUCGUGAAAAGAUCCUCGCUCUCAAGAACAAGGCACCACUCGCUGCUGGCGAGCGCACGGAUCCAGCAUUCGAGAACUCUUUCGGCGAUCAAUUGAGCGACCUUGGUGGUCGGCAGCGAUGGGUCUUGGUUGGGUUGGCUUUACAAAGAUGGCAUCAGGAUCUGAGGGAUCGAGUGGGAGAGGUACUGCGUGAGAAUGAAGGAGAGAUAUACAAAGGCCGCAGUAUUCGGGGUACUGCAACGCUGCGUCAUUGUUGGAUGCUAGGACACGACAAAACAUGCGCGCAGCCUACAGUCGUGAUAUCUUGUAACCAGUCUACGGUCUUGAAGAGGACUUACCGAGUUGUAUCUCAGCAUGGAGUCCUAAAGGCUGCGAAAUUUGCGCUAAAAGCGAUACCUUUCUGUGAUUUGAGACUUCGGAUGGAUCGGAGAGUUUCUUUUCUAAGUGGAGAGGACUACACCCUCGACGAAAAUGGCGACAUCAGACGUGAUGAUCACGGUCAUCCCAUACGUGUCCGCCGACUCGGCUCUGAAGACCACCAUGAGCAUGGCACACAAUAUCAGGCGAGAAUGGGGGAGGAGCAGGACCAAAAGAAGGAAACGUACGAGAAGACAGUCGAGGAGGGAAAACAGCUGGAGCAGAGUUUGAAGGCAAUGACGCUUCUGGAGGAGAUAAUGCCCGUGCAGCAUGACAUGGACACCUCAGAUGAGGAGCACGUACCUCUUCGAUUUGGUGCGGAAGAGAUCAUCGUUCCAGACUCGGGUAGACCCACAACCUUGGGUGGCUUUAUCAUGGUCGAUGAUGUUUGCUUUGGCCUUACGACCGCACAUGCAUUCACUGAAGAAGAUGAAGGCUUCGGCCAACGAAGCCUCUCUGGAAGCACAACAGAACUUCCACUUUACGAUAGCGAUUGGGCCAACGAGGACUCUAGUGAUGAUGGUGAUGAGAAUGAAGGGCUGGAUCCACCCCAGGAACCCCAUCAUGAGCGCCGACUACAGCGGAAACGGAAAAGCAGGAUUGUUGAAGACCAGAGCUAUUACACCACGGCUUGGAAUUCUCUUCACAUCACAGCCAAAUCCCGACUGUCCAGUGCCAAGGGACUCGACUGGGCACUGUGUGAGCUUGGUGAUUGGGGCAAAUACGCAAUCAAUGGAGUCUACCUACAUCCAGAACUACGAAGCGCCGGAAUGCCCGAGCAUCUCCUGUUCAGAAACAUCAAGUCUACGCCCCCACUUGGUAAGAUCUUGGUGGCAACGCGGAGAGGUGCCGUGCCUGGAAUCGGCACCGGCUCGGAUUGCGCUAUCAAGUUUCCGCGAGAUAACAGAUACCGGCGUGUCUGGUCUGUCGAACUUGGGGAAAGCCUUUCUUCUGGCGAUUCUGGAUCUUGGGUCGUAGAUGCUACAACAGGAGAUGUGUAUGGCAUGAUUAUAGCUGGAAGUACUGGACUUCGCGAGGAAUAUGUUAUUCCUGCGGUGGAGAUUGGACAAGACAUUUGUCGAGUCAUGCGUGCUAAUACAGUCAGAUUGCCAACCUUUCAGGAUGUUAUGACCGCGCACACAGAGGAACGAUCGGCUCGGCCAAACUUCGCCUUGAACGAUGACGCGAUGGGCUGGGAAUCCGACGAUUCAGAUGAGAUUCUCGAUGAAGAAGUUCUGGACAAGGAUGAAGAACGUUUUCUCCUUGCGGAGGUUCUUAAGAAUUCCUCAAUCGAUACCGAAACACUCGUCAAAGUCAUAAAAGACGCGGGAGUCCGGCCGAAGUGGACCAAGAUAUCUUUACCAAAAGGGCGAUCUAUGAAAACAUCGCAGAGGGCAAUCGAUCGUCUUCUGUCGAGCCGCAGGCUUGAAGAGAUCGCUACCCAAGUUGACAGAGAGUUCAUACCAUUAGAAGGGCAAGAAGAGCGCCGGCCCAGCGGAGAUUCCGAUUCGAAGAGCGGGGGACCAAAAGUCCCCCGUGAAAAUGCCAAGAACGUCGACGAUUACAAUACGGUGCCAGUGGGAGAGCCACCCGAGCUCCUGGACUCAAACCCGAAGUUUAGGGCAGAAACCUCAAGACGGGCAUGGCGCGCGAAGCGGCAAGCUGAACGUGGUCCUAAACCUCAUCAUCGAAAAUCCUAUAGGAAGUCUGACGAAUUCACUCAAGCAGAUCCGACUAUACAAACGCCUGAUCCAGUCGAACCACAGUCUACAAGCUAUCAAAGCAAGUUUGAGAUGGAUUCAGAAGACGAACCAGGCAGUGACGAACCCGACAUCAUAGUCGUGAGGCACAAAGGCUCAUUGUACAAAUUGAAGUUUCCUGCUUUUUCGCUCGCGGGGGGACUGACAUUAGUUGGGCACCUUCGGCAGCAAGCAGCGACAGAGUUUGACGUUGAAGACGCCAGCAGAGUCACGUUGGUCUACCAGGGCAAGACCCUCAAAACCGAUGCCAGCACCUGCCAUGAAGAAGGGUUGAAAAUGAGAAGCGAGGUGCUGUGUGUUGUCAAAAGAACGCCGAUUGAGGAUAUUGAUUUUCUUUCUCAUAAGUUCCAUACUGAGCUCGUCCCUCAAGGACUUGAGUUCAUCUCCAAUACACCUGCUGACCCCAGAAAGAGAGACUUUGAGUACAGAAAGAUCAGCGAGACAAUUCUGGCACAGAUACUCUUGAAGUCUGAUGCUGUCGAAACGGAGGACGAUACCGCUGCAAGGAUGAGAAGGAAAGAACUUAACAAAGAGGUCAACGGCUUCUUGACCAAUUUGGAUAUAGCCUCUCAGAGGGAUGUACCUUCCGCAUGGCACGCUGACUUUAUCGAGCAAAAGCAGACGCCUGGAACACGUCGAACAAGCACAGUUCUGCCAAAUAGACCAACUCCGACUCUUUCGCGGAGCUCGAACCUCGGCAAGAGUGACAGCAGAAAUGAUGAUUUAUCACGAGCAAGCGGUUGA
Letharia columbiana is the source of this 2973-nucleotide messenger RNA. RefSeq lists its product as uncharacterized. The coding region runs from base 1 to 2973 and encodes 990 amino acids. The transcript has 3 exons. The record is from RefSeq and is a predicted model, not a curated record. Lineage: Eukaryota; Fungi; Ascomycota; Lecanoromycetes; Lecanorales; Parmeliaceae. Gene Ontology annotation, molecular function: protein-folding chaperone binding.